Dromiciops gliroides (monito del monte) is the source of this 1458-nucleotide messenger RNA. RefSeq names its product translational activator of cytochrome c oxidase 1. Bases 127 to 1008 code for a protein of 293 amino acids. Lineage: Eukaryota; Metazoa; Chordata; Mammalia; Microbiotheria; Microbiotheriidae. The record is from RefSeq and is a predicted model, not a curated record. The transcript has 5 exons. Gene Ontology annotation, cellular component: mitochondrion.
ACGGACGAGUUUCGGAAAAGGACUCGGGUCAAAGUCUCCGGUGGCGGCGGUCCUUGAUUAGUGCCGGUAGGGCAGGGGGUCUAGAAGUCCGGGUUCAGAACGUCCCUGCAGGGACAGGCGGCGUUGAUGGCGGCGGUGGGGCUUUGGGGAGCCGCAGCCCGCCGUCUGAGGCCUCUCGCGGCCAUUGGGCCGGCCGGGUGCGGGCAGACGCUGCAGAUCCGGCCCUCGACCCCGCCUUUCUGGCCAGGGUCGGGCCGGUCCCUGCACUUGUCGGUGGCGACUCCAGCCGGCCACAACAAAUGGUCCAAAGUCAGGCACAUUAAGGGCCCCAAAGACACGGCCAGGAGCCAGGUCUUCACGAAACUCUCGAGGCUCAUCCGUUUUGCUGUCAAAGAGGGAGGUCCCAACCCUGAGUUAAACAGCAGUCUAGCCAACCUCCUGAAAUUGUGUCGAAGCAAGAACAUGCCAAAGUCAACUAUUGAGGCAGCACUGAAAAGUGAGAAGAACAAAGACAUCUAUAUUCUCUAUGAAGGGCGUGGCCCAGGUGGCUCUUCUCUACUCAUUGAGGUACUUUCUGACAGUGGUGCCAGGUGCCAUGCAGACAUCAAGCACAUCCUGAACAAACACGGGGGGGUGAUGAGUGAUGGGGCCAGGUACUCCUUUGAUAAAAAGGGGGUGGUCAUGGUUGGCACAGAAGACAAAGAGAAGAAGACUGUGAACCUAGAACGAGCCCUGGAGUUGGCAUUCGAGGCUGGAGCUGAAGAUGUACAGGAAUCUGAGAAUGAUGAUGAGAAAAAUAUGCUUAAAUUUAUAUGUGAUAUCCCUUCACUACAUGAAGUAAGGACAAAACUGGACUCCCUGGGCUUGUGUUCUGUGUCCUGUGUCCUAGAAUUCAUCCCUAACAUGAAGGUGAAGCUAUCAGAUGGGGACAUGGAGGCAGCUGCCCAUCUAAUCGAAGCACUUAAUAGCUAUGAGGAUGUGAUUCGAGUCUAUGACAACAUUGAAUAACAGGGUUUACCUGGAAAGAGACAGCCUGGUGUCUCACUAUUCAGAUAGCAAUCCAUCUCAGUAGUAUGAAUUUCUACAAACUACCUUUGGGACCUGAGGAAAACAAGAUGCCUUGAUAGGUCAUCAGUGUAUUAAGCCAAGGUCAGUGACAGUAGAGAUUUGUGCCACAGCCAACUUGUUGAGUGGUCAUUGCCUGUCUUGCUGCUCCAUGAGGAGAGAAGACCCUUGGAAUCAUCAUACCAGUGGCAUGACAUGGCAUGAUGAGGAAAGCUGAGAUGAUGUCUGAUCCCUGCUCACUGACUAAACCUAGAUGGCUAAUCAAGUUGCUGCCCUUGGCUUAGUCUCUGACCUCAGAAAGUCACCCUUUACAUGACUUAUGGGUGAAUCAUUCUGAAUGCCUGGAAUAGGAACUGCUUUUUGAAUAGUAACAAAAAUGAUUUAUAUUAGUAA